Molecule: messenger RNA, 1145 nt
Organism: Acanthisitta chloris (rifleman)
Lineage: Eukaryota; Metazoa; Chordata; Aves; Passeriformes; Acanthisittidae
Product: proprotein convertase subtilisin/kexin type 4-like
Biological process (GO): peptide hormone processing
Cellular component (GO): Golgi membrane; trans-Golgi network
Molecular function (GO): serine-type endopeptidase activity
Source: RefSeq, a predicted model, not a curated record
GGGAUGGAGAGAGAGAGCCUUACUACCACCUGAGACACCGUGGCACCAGCAGAGCCCUGAGCAGGCACUGGGACUGGCACGUGCGGCUGAUGAGGGACCCCAAGGUUCUCUGGUUCGAGCAGCAGACAGUGAGGAGGCACAGGAAGAGAGGUGCCAGCGUGGUGCCCACUGACCCCUGGUUCCACAAGUAGUGGUACAUGAACAAUGACAUCAAUCCUGACCUGAACAUCCUCCUGGCUUGGAGCAGAGGCUACACAGGGCUGGGGGUUGUGCUGACCAUCCUGGAUGAUGGGCUGGAGAAGGACCACCCUGACCUGGCUGCCAACUACGAUCCGCUGGCAAGAUACGACUUCAACAGCCAUGACCCCGAUCCCCAACCCAGAUACGACGACAGGGACAAUAACUGGCAUGGCACAUGCUGUGCAGGAGAAGUGGCAGCUGUGGCCAACAACGGAAUCUGUGGGGUAGGUGUCACGUUCCUCGCCAGAAUCGGAGGUGUGCGAAUGCUGGAUGGUGACAUGACAGACAUGCUGGAGGCUCAGGCCCUCAGCCUGCACUCCCAGCACAUGCACAUCUACAGCGCCAGCUGGGGCCCCAAGGACAACACGAAGACAGUGGAUGGGCUUGGAGUGCUGGGUGCAGCCGCUUUCCACAGAGGGAUCACCAAGGGACAGGGUGGUCUAGGCUCCAUCUUCAUCUGGCUGAGCAGCUUCAUCCUGCACCUGCAUGGCACAGAUGAGGACAUGACAGUCAGGCACACCACAGCUACUGCUGAGGACGAGUGCCUCAGGAGGGACAUGCGGGGAACCUGUGAGGAGUGUGGCAGCUCCCUGUAUGCCCACCCGCGCUCCUGCUUGUCCUACUGCCCUCCAUGUUACUACGGCUGGAGUGGCACCAGCAGGGACACAACCCAUUUCUGUGCCGGCUGCCACCCCUCCUGCUACACCUGCUAGGGCACUUCAGCCACGAACUGCACAUCCUGUCCCCCUGCCCACACCUUUGAGGAGCUCACCCACACCUGCUCCCCAGCACAGACCUCCUCUGCCUCGAGGAGGCGGCCGAGGAACCUCAUGGCUAUCCUCAUCUGCAGCAUCCUUGUCCUCCCAGCUGUCCUCUGCCUCACAUACUGCAUGGGCCUUUGCGCU